CGUUCUUCAAACCGAUAUUCUCGGCUCAAGUUGGUUGUUGGCUCACAAAGUCACCACAAAGUCUGUUUAGAGAGUAGGAAAAGAAAAAGGAAAGGAGAAUGAUAUACAUGCAGUCCUCUUGAACAUAUAUAUAUAUUUAAAAAUCUAAUCAGUGACAAAUAAAAACACGCAGACCACACGUUCUCAUGCUUUCUUGCUAGAAGGACCGGUUUGUCAUUUAUCCCUUUAAAAAAAAUUCGUUGUAGAAACAAAACCCAAAUUUUGUUUUGUCUAUAUGUAAAUUUUUGUUCAUCAUAAAAAUUCUCUAUUAUAAGAAACUCCAGUUCCAUUCUGAUUUCUAAUUUCUUUUUUAAGAAUCUAUGUAAUAUAGAUAUAAACACAUUAUUUUCCAUUCAUACAAUCAUCUUUAAAUUUGUCAAUUUUCUGUGCAUAAUGACAAAUAAAUUGACCUUGGACGAUUUUCCAAUUUUAAAUAGGAUAUCCAGUGUGAAAUAUAGAGACAAAGAUGUCGUACUUAGGAAAAUAAACAACAUUAUUCGUGAUGGACCUGAAAAAUUACAGGUUGUCACGGAUUUUGAUUUAACUCUGACGAAGCAACACGUUGAUGGGAAAGCUCAUUUGAGCAGUUUUGGAAUCUUCGCAAAAUGCAAACAACUCCCUCCACAGUACGCGGAAAUGGACACGCGAACCCAUAAAAAAUAUAGACCAAUAGAGACGGAUCCGCAUAUUUCAAUUAAGGAUAAGACAGCAGCCAUGGAGGAGUGGAUGGAGAUAAGCGAAGAAUUCUUAAAGGGUUACGAAUUUGAUUCCUCUGAAUUGGAGCAGGUUGCGGAAAAAUAUGGAACCGAUUUACGUGAAGGAACAAAGAAUUUAAUGGAUAAAUUAAAUUCAGCUAAAAUUCCAGUUUUGGUAUUUAGCGCCGGUCUUGGUGAUGUUGUCGAGGCAAUUUUAAGACAUAAUAACGUACUUCUGGAUAAUGUGGAGAUUAUUUCAAAUUUUCUCAAUUAUUCGGGAAAAACAUUAGACGGUUUCAAAGGGAAGAAGAUUCACGUUUUUAAUAAAAAUGAAACCGUUUUAGAAAAAGAACAUUUAAAACGAUUGGAAAAUAGGAAAAAUAUCAUAUUAAUGGGAGACAGUGUCGGUGAUACGACAAUGUGCAACGGGAUCAAAGAUGUUGACAAUGUCUUUAAAAUAGGCUUUCUUUAUCACGAAAAUAAUGAAAUUGUGGAAAAGAGUUUAAAAGAUUAUAUGGACGUUUUUGAUGUUGUUCUCAUUGACGAUCAAACAAUGGAUUUACCGUGGUCUAUACUCAAACGAAUUAUCUAAUUUUUAAAUGCGAAAUUAUCUCCCUCCUCCUACUCUAUGUUUAUAAUUCUCCUUAAUUUUGAAAUUGUUUAUUAUUUCAAACACCGAAAUUUAAAAAUUCAAAUUAUUUAAAGCGAUUCAUUGAUAUACGAUUUUAAUAAGUUUUUUCUUCUUUUAUUUCAAAUUAUUUUUUGAAACAAAAUUUUUUAGUUUAUAUGCGAAUUUUAUAAUUUGCAAGUACGCUUCAAAUAAUUGUCAUUUUGUUUAGAAAAAUAAGUUAUCGAUAAAUGGUGAUUUGUAAGAAAAUAAUUUUUUUUUAACAAUUUACCAUCACUGCCAUAAUGCGAGAUUUGAAAAAAAAAGUCCACGAAAACAAUUAAAAUUUAACAAACGUAAAAAAAUGGAAAUUAUUGCACAUUUGCAUAAAAGAAAUGAAAGCUUCUCUUCUAUUUGUUAUUUAAUUUUAUUUCCCAAUCUUUGAAGAAAAUUUCCUACAAAGCUUGAAGAAAUUUCGCACAAAAUGAAAAAAAAAAUGUUUGGAAAUUAUAUCAUUGAUUUUCUCAGAGAUAAUAAAUAUAUUUUGUGCAAAACAAAAA
Messenger RNA from Leptopilina heterotoma, 1901 nucleotides. RefSeq names its product 7-methylguanosine phosphate-specific 5'-nucleotidase-like. The transcript is spliced from 4 exons. Lineage: Eukaryota; Metazoa; Arthropoda; Insecta; Hymenoptera; Figitidae. The record is from RefSeq and is a predicted model, not a curated record. Gene Ontology annotation, cellular component: cytoplasm. Gene Ontology annotation, molecular function: magnesium ion binding; 5'-nucleotidase activity. Bases 433 to 1326 code for a protein of 297 amino acids.